UGCAACUACAAGUCCCAUUACGCUCCGCGAAGUCUUGAUCGCCCGGCUUUUGCAGGGAAAGGAGUGGGUGAACAUGGCUGAAGGCACCCGGAUCGGCCCAACGUGCCACGGGAUGGGUAGCAGGCAGGACACCGUCUCCAGCAGUGGGAGCUGCAACUUUCCGGAGUACGAGCUUCCCGAGCUAAAUACGCGUGCAUUCUAUGUGGGCGCUUUCGGGGAGCUGUGGCGUGGCCGGUUGCGCGGAGAAGGGGACUUGUCGCUGAAGGAGCCGCAAGCAUCCGCGCUGCCAGGGAGCCAAGGGGUCGCCGAGUGGGGCCAGGAGGAUGCUGCGGUGGCCCGGGAUCUGGGCUGCAGCUUGGAAGCGGCAGCAGAGCUGCGGACCGUGUGCGGCCUUGAUAAAUUAAAGUGCCUUGAGGAGGGUGAGGACCCAGAAGUCAUCCCAGAGGACACCGACCUAGUGACUUUGGGGGUUAGAAAGAGGCUUCUGGAACAGCGGGAAGAAACCAUAACGAUAGAUCGGGUUUGCAGGCAAGAAACCUUUGCUUACGAGAUGGAGUCACAUGCCAUAGGAAAAAAGCCUGAAAACCCAGCAGACAUGGUUGAAGAAGGGGAGCUUAUCCUAUCUGUGAAUAUCUUGUACCCCGUUAUAUUUCAUAAGCACAAAGAACACAAACCAUACCAGACAAUGCUGGUAUUGGGCAGUCAAAAGCUCACGGAACUGAGGGAUUCAAUUUGUUGUGUCAGUGACCUCCAGAUUGGUGGCGAAUUCAGCAACACUCCUGAUCAAGCUCCUGAGCACAUAAGCAAAGACCUGUACAAAUCAGCCUUCUUUUAUUUUGAAGGAACAUUUUAUAAUGAUAAGAGAUACCCUGAGUGCAGAGAUUUGAGCAGAACUAUCAUUGAGUGGUCAGAGUCCCAUGAUAGAGGCUAUGGAAAAUUUCAGACCGCUAAAAUGGAAGAUUUUACCUUCAAUGACUUGUAUAUUAAACUGGGUUUUCCUUACUUAUAUUGUCACCAGGGAGACUGUGAGCAUGUUGUCGUCAUCACUGACAUAAGGCUUGUGCAUCGUGAUGACUGCUUGGAUAGGACCCUUUAUCCCCUUCUUAUCAAGAAGCAUUGGUUAUGGACCAGAAAAUGUUUUGUUUGUAAAAUGUACACAGCCAGAUGGGUGACGAACAAUGACAGUUUUGCACCAGAGGACCCAUGUUUCUUUUGUGAUGUUUGCUUUCGGAUGCUCCACUAUGAUUCAGAAGGCAACAAACUGGGAGAAUUCCUUGCUUAUCCUUAUGUUGAUCCUGGAACCUUUAAUUAAUAACAAAAGUACACCCUUGUGAAGUAACUACCCUGUGGAUGGUUACUUUAUUUCCAAAACAUGUCACUGAGGAACAGGAUCCACCCGAAACAAUCAGCCAGUUACCCACCCCCCUGCACAAGUUCAGAUCACAGGUUUUCUUACAAAGUAACUUGUGUUUAGAAAUACUUUAGUAUUUAUUCUAAAAUAUGGUUAUUAUUUAGUGCCUCUGCCCAUUAAGUGUGUUUAUCUAAGUUGUAGGAGUACUUCAUAUAUUUUGAAUACAAAUCCUUUGUCAGAUUCAAGUGUUCUGAUUUUUGCCCAGUCUGUGGCUUGUCUAUUCAUUCUGUGUCCAGAGUGGUUUUUGCUAAUCUGUAAUUAGAAAAAUUCAGUUAAUGAUACAUCAAGUGGUGGGAGUAUUUUGAAAAUUCUUUGAAGAGUGCGAGAGCUACACCUUGUGCAGAGCUACACCUUGUACCGUGAGGCUUCCAAGGUAAACAUCAUUCAAUUAUCUGUAAUAAAAAUGAGGAACAAGAAUAAAAGUAGAUUUGACAAAUAACAGCAUUAAGAAUAGCUAUUGUGUAAUCUGUUCUCACAGUGGGUUCGUUUAUAGUGUUUUGUUAGAAACUAGUAGGCACACUAAACAUUUUAGUGAGACUCACUGCAUGAAUAAUGAAUGUGAAAGGAUCCCGAGUAUAUAUUCCUACCUUCACAAAAGUAACCUUUAAAUUGAAGAUUGAUUUCUUGGGCAAGAAUUUCUUCAGUUUAAUGUUAAGAAAAUAGAUUUUGAGGCACCUGGCUGGCUCAGCUGGUACAGCAUGCAACUCCUGAUCUCAGGUUAGAAGUUCAAGCCCCACGUUGGGUAUAGAGGUUACUUAAAAAUAAAAUCUUAAGAAUAGAGGAUUUUAUGUACUAUGACCACUGGGACAUGGGUGGGACAUGGGAAGUCAAGAUCCUGUGGAUUGCUAGGAUCACUCAUUCUUGGGCAAUAAUACCCAAUAUUCUAUCAGAAUCAGUUGGACCAGAGGUUUUGUGGUCCAGCUCUUUCAUUUUUCUGGCCCCCUCACUCGGAUAAUCCUACUUCUUCUCUUUCAUUCUGGUCCAGAGGACACCUUUGAUGAAUUCCAAGAUCUAGGUCAUUAGAGAAAAUUGUAGUUAUCUAGUUGUCUAUAUUGAAAUGUUUUCUGGAAACUUUUGGUGGAAAGUUUAAGACUUCUAAGAAUGCUGUAAAAUUGUUCCUUUUAAACGUGUCAUAAAUUCUGCUCUCUUUCUUCUAGGUUAUUCAUUUAAAGUCAAUUGAGUUCCACAUUCCCUGGAUGGUUAGGAGCAGACAUUUACCAUACAAGUCAAAACUGAUGAAUCCUUUAAGCCUGUAUGUUUAAAAGAUUGGCAGUGAAAUGUUUUGUGGACUUAAGUACCACAUACCCAAUUAAGUCCAUUGCUGUACAGAGGACACGCACCUGUUUCUGGUAUGUGUAGUGACCGUCUCUUUCACUCAUUCAGUGAGUACACCACCAGAGGAUCAGUAUAAAGAACUAAGAGAUCCCUCCCGCCCUUGCCUGGCUUCAGUUGCUGCCUAAAUGUUUACUUUCAUGUUUCCAAUGAUGCUAAUAAAUUCAACAGAUUGAAAAUUC
This is a messenger RNA of Leopardus geoffroyi (Geoffroy's cat), 2925 nucleotides long. RefSeq names its product small nuclear RNA activating complex polypeptide 3 (gene SNAPC3). Gene Ontology annotation, biological process: snRNA transcription by RNA polymerase III; snRNA transcription by RNA polymerase II. Lineage: Eukaryota; Metazoa; Chordata; Mammalia; Carnivora; Felidae. The transcript is spliced from 9 exons. Gene Ontology annotation, cellular component: snRNA-activating protein complex. The record is from RefSeq and is a predicted model, not a curated record. Gene Ontology annotation, molecular function: RNA polymerase II cis-regulatory region sequence-specific DNA binding; RNA polymerase III type 3 promoter sequence-specific DNA binding; bent DNA binding. Bases 74 to 1312 code for a protein of 412 amino acids.